Messenger RNA from Asparagus officinalis (garden asparagus), 978 nucleotides. Its product is annotated as G-type lectin S-receptor-like serine/threonine-protein kinase At2g19130. The record is from RefSeq and is a predicted model, not a curated record. The transcript has a single exon. The coding region runs from base 46 to 978 and encodes 310 amino acids. Gene Ontology annotation, biological process: recognition of pollen. NCBI's taxonomy places the organism in Eukaryota, Viridiplantae, Streptophyta, Magnoliopsida, Asparagales, Asparagaceae.
GUUUCAGGUAUUCUUCUAGUUUCUAAUCAAUUUUGAAUAAUUGUCAUGAUAUGCUUUUUCUGCUGCGUUGUAUGUCAUGAUUCUAACACAUCUAGCUCAAGUUCAUUUUUAUCAUCAUCCACCAACAUUAACGUCACAAUACUUCUUGAUACCGGGAAUUUCGUUGUCAGAGAUCAAACAAACUCAUCUGCUAUACUCUGGCAAAGUUUCGAUCACAUAACUGACACCUGGGUACCUCAUGGAUGGAUUGGAAUGAAUAAAGUCACCGGUGAGUACAAUGCUAUUACUUCAUGGAAAAACACUGAGGACCCAGCUCCAUGGCCUUUUAUGGAUACUAUAGACCCCAGUGGCCUCAACCAGUUUAUUUUCUUGUGGAACAAUUCGAAGAGUUAUUGGACUAGUAGAAUCUGGAAUGAAGAACCCUUCGGCUUGCUCCCUGGAAUGAGUGUGUACCAUCUUUACACUUACAAGUUUAUCAAUGAUGAUAAGCACAGGUAUUUCACUACAAAUCUCACUGAUGAGCGAUAUUUGACACGGAGCGUGAUGCACUCUUCUGGUCAAGUUCAGCAGUUGAUGUGGUUUGAUGAUGCUAAAGAUUGGGAGUUGAUCUGGGUGCAGCUAGUCUCUCCUUGUGACGUGUAUUCUGUUUGUGGAGCCUACGGUAUUUGUGAUCAAUCGAGGAAACCCCCUUGCACCUGUCCACAUGGUUUCACACUGACUUCUGUUAGAGAUUGGGAGCUUGAUGGAUGGAAUUCAGGGUGCAAGAGGAAAACCCAGUUGAAGUGCGGUUACAAGAACUCCACUUCCGGAGAAAAAGAUGGGUUUCUGCCAAUACCCAAUGUGCAUUUACCUGCAGACUCAAAACAGCAGCUAGGAGGAAAAGGUGCUGAAGAAUGUAAAUUGGCUUUUUUGAAGAGUUGCUCAUGUACAACUUAUGCUUAUGAGAGUGGGUGUUCAAUUUGGAACGGAGACAUUUGA